AUGAAUUUUUCCUUUAUAACCAUUCUAUCUUUUUCGUCGUUCUUUUUUAAUAGUAAUAAUCCUGAUUGUUGUUUGUGGCAUUCUUUUGCUAUUAAUUUUCUUUCACCUGACAACUCAGGCUCAUUCUUGUUUUUCCAAGGGCAAUCCUCCUUGCAUGUACCGACUGUAAUACAAACUAUUCAAGCCAGAUCAUUGCAAUCAAACUUGGAGUCUGCUUCACCAAAACCAUCCCAACUAUGGAGAGUUGAACGCUCUUUUAGACCAUCAUCUUCACCUGCUCCUUCUCCAACAUAUAGAGGCCCUGUUACCAGUCCUGGCAGUAGUCAGUCAUUGAGACCUCAUCAUCAUCAUCAUCAUCAUCAUCAUUAUCAUCAUCAGAAGAAACCUAUUGCUGUCGCACCAUCCCCAUCUAUUGUUUCAGGUUGUGAUCAAAUCACUUGUGUGGAGCCACUUACUUCAACUCCGUUUGGUUCACCUUGUGGCUGUGUAUUACCUAUGAAAGUUGAACUUCGUCUAGGUGUAACUCCAUAUGAAUUCUUUCCUCUUGUUGUAGAGCUAGAGAUUGAGGUUGCAGCAGGCACUUAUCUGAAACAAAAUCAAGUAAAGAUAAUGGGUGCUAGUGUCGAUGUUCAAGAUCAAGGGAAAACGGUGGUAGACAUUAACUUGGUCCCACUGGGAGAGAAGUUUGAUAGCACUACUGCUGCACUAAAUUAUGCCAGAUUUUGGCAAAAGAAAGUGCCAAUAAAUGCAACUCUUUUUGGUGAUUAUGAAGUGAUAUUCAUCAGAUAUCCUGGGCUUCCCUCUUCACCACCAUUGGAGGAUUCCCCUGGUCCUGUUGGAAGUGGGGGUCAUAAAAAUCCUAUCAUGGCAGAUAUUCGUAGCAAGAAUCAGAAGAUGAAUGCUAGAACCAUUGCCAUUAUUGCUUUGUCUGCAUUUGUGCUCUUCUUGAUAUGCCUUGGCAUGGUCUCCAUCCUCUUAAAAUGCAAGAAAGCUGGAAGGACAUCAACAUUUGCUGGUCCCGCAACAGCAUCCUCCAUAAUUAAAAGACCCGGCACGAGGUCCAUUUUAUCUAGUGGUAUGGUAAGCUCAACAUCAGUGUCCCUUGUUUCCACCAUGGCUACUUUCCUACUCUCUGUGGAGACAUUUAGUCUUGCUGAUCUUGAGAAGGCCACGGAGAAGUUCAGUUCUAAGAGAAUUUUGGGUGAAGGGGGAUUUGGAUGUGUUUACCAUGGGAACAUGGAAGAUGGAACUGAAGUUGCAGUUAAGUUGCUCACAAGGGGUAGCCAGAAUGGAGACCGUGAGUUCAUUGCAGAAAUUGAGAUGCUAAGUCGACUGCAUCACCGUAACCUCGUCAAACUGAUCGGUAUAUGCAUUGAAGAUCAUACCCGCUGCUUGGUAUACGAGCUUGUUCCUAAUGGGAAUGUUGAGUCCCACUUGCAUGGUACUGACAAGAUUAAAGGGCCUCUUGACUGGGACGCUCGGAUGAAGAUUGCCCUUGGUGCAGCAAGAGGUCUGGCAUAUCUUCAUGAGGAUUCUAAUCCUCGUGUCAUUCAUCGGGAUUUUAAGGCCAGUAAUGUUCUCUUGGAAGAUGACUUCACCCCCAAGGUCUCAGAUUUUGGUAUGGCAAGGGAAGCGACUGAAGGAAGUCAACAUAUUUCCACUCGGGUUAUGGGAACUUUUGGGUAUGUUGCUCCUGAAUAUGCAAUGACGGGGCAUCUACUUGUCAAGAGUGAUGUCUAUAGUUAUGGGGUUGUGCUGCUGGAGCUUCUUUCAGGAAGAAAGCCUGUAGACAUGUCUCAACCGGAGGGACAGGAGAACCUUGUGACGUGGGCCCGGUCCCUACUGACUAGUAGAGAAGGCCUAGAGCAGCUGGUGGAUCCUUGCUUGCGUGGAAACUAUGACUUCAAUGAUAUGGCAAAGGUGGCAUCCAUAGCUUCAAUUUGUGUACAUCCAGAGGUGGCUCAAAGGCCUUUCAUGGGUGAAGUUGUGCAGGCUCUGAAGCUCAUCUACAAUGACACAGAUGAGACCUGUGUGGAUUGCUGUAGUCUGAAGGAGUCGUCUGGUCCUGAAUGUGAGUUUAAUGGAGACCCGGGCCCUUCUGAUAGCAGUUGGUGGAGUGCAGGUGGGAUUACUCCUCACUUGACAUACGGCUAUGCUUCUUCCUUCGUUACAAUGGAGUACAGUUCAGGUUCACUUGAAGAAAUAGAGAACAGACCACUUUCAACUUCUAGUUUCGUUGGGGAAGGAGGGCCAUCAUCAAUGAGACACAGCAACAGAUCAGGUCCCUUGAGAACAGUCCGCAGCAAACCAGCCUUUUACAGGUUGAGGAGGGGGAGUAUUAGUGAGCAUGGGGGACUUCUUUCAAGGCGUGUCUGGAGUGACGGGUAUUGGGUUUGAGUCUUCUUUCUACACUAUUUUCAAGUGUACAGUUCCAAAGGAGCCGGCUUUUCCAACUGCUUGAUUAAUGUAUUGCAGUAGGUAGUGUUGGUUUCCCUGGUCAUGGGGGAGAUAAGAGCCAUGGCUUCUAAUUUUAGAAUUCUUGAUUCAUUACUACAAAUGUCAGAAAUGUAAUUUGAACAUUCCCUGUAUUAUAUGUCAGUUGAGUGCUAAAAAAUGUAAGUGGUUGUUUUCUUU
Messenger RNA from Telopea speciosissima, 2634 nucleotides. Its product is annotated as receptor-like serine/threonine-protein kinase ALE2. The record is from RefSeq and is a predicted model, not a curated record. The transcript is spliced from 9 exons. Lineage: Eukaryota; Viridiplantae; Streptophyta; Magnoliopsida; Proteales; Proteaceae. Gene Ontology annotation, molecular function: ATP binding; protein kinase activity. Gene Ontology annotation, biological process: protein phosphorylation. Bases 1 to 2397 code for a protein of 798 amino acids.